AAAAAAAAUAAUAUCUAUUUUUGUUGAUCCAAAACGCAGCGUUUUGAAUCUUCUUCUCCAAAACCCUCAAAAAUCCUGGGAACCACUCUUUGGUUUUCUUCGGUUCUGAUUCUCAAUCCCUACUCUUUUCUCCAUACAAAGAUUCACUGUUUCAUUAUUAUUAUCAUCAUCACUGUUUUAAGGGUUUUCUUAAAAUUCUUUGCUUUUCAACUCUUCAGAACAUUUAUCCCUUCAAUUUAUCUAUUUUCAGUUUUUUUUUAAUAUAAAAAUAUAUUUUUUAUUGCUUCAACUUUUUGUCAUCACCUUCAAUUCAAGCUAUAAUCUUUUUUGUUCCUUUCUUAUAAUUAUAUAUUUAUAUAUUGUUGGCCUUGUUUGUUUCAAUUUGUUCUGUUUAAACUUUAAUGGAAUCAUAAGCCCUAUCAAUGGACUGUUGGAUUUCAUAGCAGCAAAAUGCUCUCCUCAUUAAGGGACUUUUGGAGAAGACAUAAGAAGAAGGUUUUUGUUUCAGCCGGGGUUUUAGGAAGUGGGUAUGUUUUGUAUAAGCUAUAUAAUGCUCAUAGACAAAGGCUUGAUGAUCUGGAAAGAGAACUUGCCAAUGAAAGGAAAAGAGUUGAUGAAUUUGUCAAAGACCAAUUGCAAUCUCAUUUUGAGAACAUCCAGAGAAUAGCUGAUACGACUACAUUACCACACGCGAUACAAUUUCUAAGCAGUCGAAUAGAAGAAGAGUUGCGGCUUUCUCACCUUACUGAUAGGCUAAUGCAAGGGAAGGGUCAGCCAAAUAAUUUGACAUCUUCAGAGAAACUUGAGUUAUGGGAUAAACUUAAAUAUUUGAGCUUCACAAGAAUGGUGCUCUCAUUAUGGACAAUGACAUUAUUAAGCUUAUAUAUCAGAGUUCAGGUCAAUAUAUUGGGGAGACAUUUGUAUAUUGAUACUGCUCGUCAUAUCGGAAGUAUCCAUUCUCUUGAUGAUGGUGAUCUCAUUGACAGGGAUGACCAACAGAAGUUUCUGGCUUGUGCUGAUUUUCUUUCUACUAAUGGCCUAUCUGCAUUGAUUUCAAAUAUGCAGGCAGCAGUAACAGAUGUUAUCAAAGGAAAACAGUUGCGGGAUUUCUUCGACACGACAGUUCUUCACGAAACUAUUGUGCAAAUACUUGACACCUUCAAGAGCAUAAGAAGUCCCCAUCUUUGGGUGGAUUUCUUAAUGCCUGACGAUGCUCAUGUACGAGAGCUUGAUGCAUCCUCCAGCAGUGACGAAGCGGGUAUCUCGGAUUUUACCAAAUUUGACCUUCUUAUGUUAGAGACAAGAGCGGUGAUAUCGAGUGCCAAAUUCACAAAUGUUGCUGAAGUUGCACUUAAAUCAGUGGUGAAUGAAUUGAUCAAAGAGAUAGGAAUUCAAUGUGGAGAAGACAAUCUAUCAACCGGGAUGCCACUCGCUAGGUUAUUGGCGCGUGUCACUCACGUGGGUCCGAUUCUACUCGAUGAACCGAGCAAAAACAAGUUCAUUGAAGCCAUUAAAAAUGAACCAGAAGUGGAAAUGUUAUUCACUGCCCUCUACUCAAAUGCAGAUGUAUUAGAUUAGCAAAGUGAGCUUGUGAUUUUUUCUUUUCUUUUAAUUUCAAUUUACAAUGUGUAUUUUUAUAAGAAAGUCAUCUAUGUAAAGAAUAGAAUGUGAUUCACCUUAGUUUGGUAUUUUCAAAAAAUUAUUCCAAAUUAUAAGUGACAAAAUAGAGUCAUAGGACUAUAUAGCAUUGUAAUUUAUCUUUGUACCUUUUAUCUUCAUUUUUUUUUCUUUCUUUUUCUCUUGCAAACAUUUGUAUUGAUGUUUGAUGAGGUAAUAAUUUAUUUAGGACUUACAUCU
Molecule: messenger RNA, 1857 nt
Organism: Cannabis sativa
Lineage: Eukaryota; Viridiplantae; Streptophyta; Magnoliopsida; Rosales; Cannabaceae
Product: peroxisome biogenesis protein 3-2
Exons: 7
Coding region: 451-1578 (375 amino acids)
Biological process (GO): protein import into peroxisome membrane
Cellular component (GO): peroxisomal membrane
Molecular function (GO): protein-macromolecule adaptor activity
Source: RefSeq, a predicted model, not a curated record